This is a messenger RNA of Diaporthe amygdali, 1713 nucleotides long. RefSeq lists its product as uncharacterized. Lineage: Eukaryota; Fungi; Ascomycota; Sordariomycetes; Diaporthales; Diaporthaceae. Gene Ontology annotation, molecular function: transmembrane transporter activity. The transcript has a single exon. Gene Ontology annotation, biological process: transmembrane transport. The record is from RefSeq and is a predicted model, not a curated record. Bases 1 to 1713 code for a protein of 570 amino acids.
AUGGCCAGCCCACAGCAUCAUGAGUCCCUGCCGGCCACACUCAAGACAAAUCCUGCCGCGAAGGAUUCUGGGGCGCUAUCCUCUGAACUUGCCGAGUCUGCGCCAAAGACGUCUCGAGGCCUGCAAUUUUGGCUCAUCAUUCUGUCGGGAUGCCUCGUGGACUUUGCAACCGCGCUUGACGCGACCAUCGUCACGACAGCGCUUCCCAGGAUCACCACCGAUCUCAAGGGAGAGUCCCAGUACGUCUGGCUUGCCAACACCUACGUGUUCGCCUGCACGGCCGUCAUGCCUUUUGUUGGUCAGUCGUCCAACAUCUUUGGUCGUAGAAUGCCUAUGAUCAUAUCGGUGGUCCUCUUCUCCAUCGGCAACGCCCUGGCUGGCGCGUCUGUCGACUCCAACAUGCUGAUCGCCGCCCGAGUGGUCACCGGCCUGGGAGGAGGGGGCAUCUUCGUACUAAAUGACUUGAUCGUUUCCGACUUGGUGCCGGUUCGCGAGCGUGCCAAAUUUCUCGGCAUUCGCAUCGCCAUCGCAACGAUCUCCACCAUUAUCGGGCCUGUCCUCGGUGGAGCUCUCGCGCAGGCAUCAUGGCGGUGGGUCUUCCUCAUCAACCUGCCCUUCGGUGGUGUUGCGCUGCUUAUCAUGGUUCCCUUUCUUCGCCUGAGAUACAAGCGCGAGCCCACCUGGGCGAAGGCGUUGGCACGCAUCGACUUUCUCGGCAACGCCAUCUUCAUUGCCUCGAUAUCGGCCGUCCUGUUUGGUCUCAUCAUGGGAGGUACUCAGUACCCAUGGUCUUCGUGGCACAUUAUUGUACCCCUGGUGCUAGGUUUUGCGGGCUGGGUUCUCUUUCACGUCCAUCAGGCCUCACCUAUUUGUAAAGAGCCAAGUAUGCCCCCUCGGCUUUUCAACAACCGGACCUCAGUCACCUGUCUAGCCCUGGCUUACAUCUCCAACAGCCUGCUAGAGUGGAUCGUGUACUUUCUCCCGAUCUAUUUUCAAUCCCUAAAGCAGGCUACACCGUUGGAAUCCGGAAUCGAUGUCCUCCCCUUCAGUGUCUUUUAUGUUCCGCUUGCCGUCCUGACCGGUGGUCUCAUGUCCAAGUUCGGGAGAUACAAACCGAUACACUGGGUGGGAUUUGGCUUCACAUCGGUGGCUUGCGGGCUGCUCGCUAUCCUGACCGCCACCUCUUCACGUGCUGCUUGGGUCUGUUUUCAACUUCUUCUGUCCAUUGGUGCCGGCUUCACUAUGAUCAGUAUCCUUCCUGUGAUCCAAGCCUCGCAUCCAGAAUCGUACCUGGCCACGGCAACAAGUACCUUCGCCUUCGUGCGUAACUUUGGUUUCGUCUGGGGGAUCACCAUUCCCUCCGUCAUCUUCAACGCACAGGUGAAUCGAAAUUUGUUCUGGGUUGAAGACGAUGCAGUUCGCCAGCAGCUCAGAGACGGCGGUGCCUAUGGCUACGCUGGCACGGGAUUAAUCAAUGGACUUGAACCCGUCGUAAAAGAACAAGUGUUCGAUGUGUACAGCUCAGCAUUGAAGGCGGUGUGGGAAGCUGCUGCGGCCAUGGCCGGUGUGGCUUUUUUCUUGGUGUUCCUGGAACAAAGUCUUGAGCUGAAAAUGGACCAGGAAACAGAAUUUGGUAUGGAAGAGGAGAGGAAACGGAAGUAUGAGAAGACUGAAGGAAUCAAUCGUGAAUUGGAGCUUGGAACAGUGGAGUGA